Messenger RNA from Amphibalanus amphitrite, 588 nucleotides. RefSeq names its product probable tubulin polyglutamylase TTLL2. Gene Ontology annotation, cellular component: cilium. The coding region runs from base 1 to 588 and encodes 195 amino acids. The transcript is spliced from 5 exons. Gene Ontology annotation, biological process: microtubule cytoskeleton organization; protein polyglutamylation. NCBI's taxonomy places the organism in Eukaryota, Metazoa, Arthropoda, Thecostraca, Balanomorpha, Balanidae. Gene Ontology annotation, molecular function: tubulin binding; tubulin-glutamic acid ligase activity. The record is from RefSeq and is a predicted model, not a curated record.
AUGCGCAGGGAGGGUCCGUUCGUCGGUGAGCGACCAGACGCCGCCUCGCCCUCCAACCGUGGACCCAUGAUUCUAACGGGUCCCAUCGCUGGAGAUCGUCCGGUUGUGUUCCGCGUUUCGGGAAGGACGGAGCUGAAUGGACCUGACCUGCUUAUUCAGCACCGGCUGCUCCAGCCGUGGCAGUUUGUCAACCACAUUCCGCGAGCCAACUCCAUCUGUCGGAAGGACUGUCUGGCGAGGCACCUGCAGAGGAUGAACAAGGUCUACGGCAACAUCUACAACUACAGUCCACAGACGUACAACCUGCCGCUCGACUACACCAAACUGGUGGCCGAGUACACGCGCAUUCUGGAGGAGGGCGACAAGGCCACCUGGAUCUGCAAGCCGGUCGGCGCCAGCCAGGGCAAGGGCAUCACCAUAUUCUCGGAGCUGUCCACGCUGCAGUACGACUCGAACGCUGUGGUGCAGCGCUACAUCCACAAUCCGCUGCUGAUCGCCGGCUACAAGUUCGACCUGCGCAUCUACGCCUGCAUACCCUCCUACCACCCGCUUACAGUCUACCUCUACGAGGAGGGGCUGGCCAGGUGA